AUGACGCCAGGGCAACUGCGGAUCCCUGCAAAUCCUCCCAAGGUCCUCUACCAGUCGCGCCCAGCCAGCAAGCCAACUUUCACCACUUGCAGGGGUCGGGGUCUGGAGCUGUUGGUGGCCCGUGCUGCACCACCAUGCAGAACGACUACCACAGCACCACACACUCCCACGCUGCCCUCUUUGUCCGUCCAGCGACUACUCAGGUGCAACUCACGGCCAGAGAAAGCGUUCGCAGAGGCAAAGCGGCUGGCUGCGCAAUUCACACAGUCGCUCUCGGGACUACUCAAGCCACCAGGCGAGCGCGUCAAGAGCGUCGAGAUGUCCCACUAUCCGUAUGGCUAUGGCUUCCAAGGCCAACAGCCGCCCCAACAACAGUACCCGCCGUAUCAACCCUAUGCCGCCUACCCUGCUCCUGGUUAUGGCGCACAACCUCCUCCCCAGCAACAGCCCCCGGCUGCUACGGCCGACUACUACACCGCGACACAGUCUGCUUACGACUACAAUGCGAAUAACAUCCCCGGCCUGGGCACACCGUUGACAGCCCCUCAGUUCCCCGUCCCGUUCGGCGGGCAAUGGGAGCAAGGUGGAUAUGGAACGUCUGCCACGCCAGGCCCCUAUCCUACGUAUAACUCCUCAACUUUCGUCCCUAUCCCACCUGCCCAGCCAUCUCAGGCGAAUCCUCAAGCCCGCGCACCGGUGCCACCAGAGGCGCAACCGAACCCGCAGUACAGACCAGAUUCUCCCCGUCAACAAAGCAAGCCGCGGCCGAGGGAGGAGCAGUUGAAGGAGCAGUCGAGUCAGCCGUUGAAAGAUGUCGACUCCCAAGACGAAGGUGAGAUUAGCGAUGGCGAGUUCGACGACCUUUACGAGGAUGUCUAUGACCAGCCGUCUGUGGCGCCAAAGACUAAAGCAGCGUCUCCCACGUCCUCUGAGGACCAAGCUGCAAGUAGUACAGACCAAGGGGCCAACUUCUAUGAUACCGAAAUGGAGGAAGUGUCUGCCUCAAAUGAUCGUCUCAAAACUGCCACAGCCAAGGCACCGAGCGAUCAGGAUCUGAGAGAGCAAGAGCCAAUGCGCUCAGAGCGCGAUCGCUCAGGGUCAUAUUCUCCGUACCUCUCGCCCAGAGAAAUCGAACAGGACGACCCGCCGCCACAAAUCGGGGCUGAUGACGCGCAAGGACGCUCUCAAGUCCAAUUCAACUCGACCAACAACGAUGCCAUUGCCGUUUCAUCUACCAGUAGUUCCGCGAAUGUCCAAGAACAGGUCAUUGAUGCCAAUCAGAGCAAAGAAACUGAUGUUGCCAUCAACCAAUCAGGCUCAGGCUCGAUUGCUUCGCAGUCUUUCAGGAGCUUGCCAGAAGCUCAGAAUGAAGCUAAGAAGGCGAUCCUUCGGUUGCUGCCUCAUGGCGUCAAAUACCAGACAUACCUUGACGAAGGCUUUGACGAAAAGGUUAUCAAAGAUCUCUUCAUCCAACUUAAUCUUGCUCCUGCAACCGCCGAUUCCGUACCAUCUGUGAAGCCAUUGGAAGUACAGGAGAACAAAUCCCAGGACCAGGCUGCGCCGCCAUCCCAGGCCUCUCAGGCGGACGAUAUGGCAAAGAAGCAGGAGGAGCGCAAGGACAAGAUCGCCCGUCUAUUGGCUGAAAAGAAGGCAAAAGCUGCGGCGGAGGCUACCACAGCACCAAAAGCUCCUUCGACAACCAUAUCUACAGGUGCUUCAACUCCUUCGACACCUGCAAACAAGCCCACCACCCAAGCGCAGAAGACUCUACUUUUACAGCAGAAAAUGGAAGCCCUGCGCAAAGCACGAGAGGCCCGGACUCAGCAAGCUAGCCAGAAGCCUAAUCCGCCCAAAGCGCCAGAAACCAAUCUUCCCAAAAAGCCUUCGCCGAUGCCCCCAGCGCCAGGAUCGGCAGUCGCAGCCGCAGCGCAGACCUCAGCUGAGCUAAACUCUACUGUUCAGAUUGACGUGCCCUCAGGAACGCUACCUACACCCUCAGAUCAUCCACGAAAUAUAGCAUCCCGACCCAACUCAGGCAUCCAGAGUCCAGCCUUGUCUGGAUUGUCAAACAAGCCAAUCAACCAGCGAAAGCGCCCUGUGGCAGCCGACUUUGUGGAUUAUCCGACACAAGCUAUCAAGCGGCCCUUGCUUCCCAGCCGGCAGGCCUCGUCAUUGGUAAUCAGUGUUAGCGAUGACGAAGAGGAAGAAGAUGAUGAUGACGUUGACAUGGAGGUGGACUCAACCACCGAGGACUCUCCUGCACCGACACAGCAAACCAUCAAUCUUCCUCGUAGAGGACCAUCGGUUCGCGACUAUCCUCCGUUGACGAACGCUGGUCCGCCGCGCCAUUUGUCCAGCCCCGCGCCUGGGACACCAGGUGGUAAGACCGCUACUGUUGACUUGAAAGCUAUGGAGAAGGCAAUCGCGGACUACAAGCGGAAGAUUCAGGAGGCAGAAGCGCGAGCCAAAGUCAAGCCAAGUACCGGUUCUUCCACGCCUCAGUCGCCGAGUGCUGGCGGCCUGACACCCACAGAGCAAGCAACGAAGUCUUUGGUACAUCGUGUAGUGUCUAGUAGCGACGUCGACGAUAAGAAUGGUCCAUCCGCUCAGCUACUACAGGAAGCCGAGGCGGCAAAAACCCCAAAGCCUACGGUCCUCUCACCCGUUGUUGGCCACUCCAGAGUCGAGCGUCGCGUGAGAACAACAAGCGCUCAGUCCCCGCGGCUUUCAACUAAGCUUCAGGACAAGAUCGCCGAGUUGAAGCGGAUGGAAGAGGAGAGGAGGCGGCUACAAGCUGAAAUCGAUGCGGAGCUGGCUCAGCAACAGAUGGAGGAAGAGGACAUGGAUGAGCUCGGAUCUGACUCUGCCGGAGAGAUUGCUUCAGAGACUACACCCACAGAUAAGGGUGCUCCGUCAAGUAGCGAGGCAGGCCAAGAUGAAUCGCAACGCGCCGCUCUCGACGGACCAUCGCACUCGUUACCCAUGGACCUGGAAUCGGUGUCCAGGAAGUCGGAUUCGGAGGUGGAGCCUUCGACAUCUACGUCCUUAGCUCCAGCGCUUGCUGCUGUUGGCGAGGCAGUGUACAUCCCGCCAGCCACUCAAGAGCCCACCCGUGCCGACGAUGCUGCUUCGCCUCUGGCCAGUCAGCCAGCGGAAGUCUUGGCCGCUAUCGCAACUGUUGCUACUGCCGAGGAGCAGGUGGUAGCUGCCGCCGACGGUAGUACGUCUGAUGAUUACGAGCCUCCAGACGCGGCUGGUCAUGGCCGCGGUACGAUCGACUCUCCGCCUUUCAGUCCUGCGCCUGCCGAGAAUGUCACAAAUGCGGACGCCCCAGUUGGCGAAUCUCAAGAAAUUACUCCGCCCACGACAAUGCCAACCCAGAUUUCGACCGCCACGAUACCCAAUGAUGAUCCGACAAUCGAAGCGCGCGCGGACUUCUUCGCACAUCCUUCAUCGCGCACUGCAGACGUCCUCAGAGAAGAUGCCCGCGACUCUGUCCCAGCCCCGCAAACCUCCUUCACCAAUUACGAGAGCCCUUUGCGAUAUUACCAUGCUUUCCGAUUCCACCCAAACUACAGUGAGAGCGUUGCAGGUGGACUCAAAUCAUUGACAUACAGUAACAGAAUCGAUCCAAAGAGGGAGAUCUGUCCCGAUGAAUUGGACGGGCAAGACUGCCCAAGAGGAAACGCCUGUCAAUUUCAGCAUUUCUCCCACAUGGUUGCUCCUGAUGAUAAGAUUAUCCUGGAGCUCGGCAGCUCAGACGACUUGGCGGGGGACCAGAAGAAGACGUUCAACAACGGGCUUAGAGAGUUGGUUGCAUCCUUCCAGAAGUCUAAGAUCCGAGACUUCAGGACUAUCGCCCAAGGAAUCGUCGAAUUCCGCCGCCGUUUCCUCGGCGAUUCUUCCAGGGUUCUUCACCUUGAAGGUGUCAGCAUCUGA
Molecule: messenger RNA, 3939 nt
Organism: Diaporthe amygdali
Lineage: Eukaryota; Fungi; Ascomycota; Sordariomycetes; Diaporthales; Diaporthaceae
Exons: 6
Coding region: 1-3939 (1312 amino acids)
Molecular function (GO): metal ion binding
Source: RefSeq, a predicted model, not a curated record